Messenger RNA from Astrephomene gubernaculifera, 2832 nucleotides. The record is from the annotation of a GenBank genome assembly. NCBI's taxonomy places the organism in Eukaryota, Viridiplantae, Chlorophyta, Chlorophyceae, Chlamydomonadales, Astrephomenaceae.
GUUUAGCAAUAACUGGGGAUAAAGCUUACCGGUAGCUAGGGCCGGUAACCAUUUCUGAAAGUUUGUAUUUUUGGCUUCCUUGUCAGUUCUUCCAGCUAUACGAUUGUCCUAUUAUAAUACAAAGUUGCUUGGUUGUUGUCUUUCUUAAGUGUUGGCUCCUUUUGAACGGGAGGAGCCUUUCGUCUUUUCACAGCGGCCUCUUGUUGCGCGAAAACUCGCGCGUUUCCGUUCCGCAUGGCGAACUAGCGCAAAGUAGAGUCCAUCAUGAGAUCAGCUACCCGGUAUGCCUCCCGUAAGGGAGGUCCAGGAAUACCAGUUCACACAUUGAUCCUGCUUGCGGGCCUCGCGCUGGCCGUCGGCGUUAUGGUUUGGUCGCUGCAUACUGUCCACCACCACCACGAUGUAGUCCAACAGCCAAGAAGGCUAGGCGAGGCAGGAAGCAUGGUCGUGAACGGUGCUGGAGGUGAGACAACGGACAACUCGAAUUCCGGGAGCAGCAGCAGCGUAAGCAGUAGCACUAGCGGCAGCGGCAAUGGGGGCGACAAAUGUCACAUCGAUGACAACAACGAGUACCACGGCGACGUGGUAACUUGGGGCGACAAGAACAUCAAGGCCAGCGCUGCGGAGUGUUGCGAUUCGUGCGCCACCUCCCCCGGCUGCAACAUCUGGGUCUACUGCGGGCGGGAGGAGGGGUGCGGAUACACCACCCCGCCGAGACCCAAGGGCGAGUGCUGGCUGAAGCGCAACAGUCUGUCGUACAUCAUGGACAACUACGGGCAGGGGCACUCGGGCAUCUCCUGGACUGCGGGGGCGGUGUACAGCCAGGAGGAGUACGACACAUACCUGCGGGAACACGAGGCGGCGCUCAAGGCGGAGGAGGAGCGGCUGAAGCGACUGAGGGAGGAUCCGGAGCUGCCGCUGGUCUGGAUUGAGGUGGCCCUGAACGGCACGUUGCUGGGUCGCAUCGAGAUGGUGUUGUUCGUGAAGGAGUCGCCGAGGGCAGCAGAGAACAUGCGGUUGCUGUGCAGCGGCGAGAAGGGCACCAACACGCAGGGCCGCCGCUACCACCUCAAGGGCAGCUACUUCUACCGCAUCAUAGACCGCUUCAUCGACCAGACGGGGGCGGAGGCGGACGGCAUCUACGACGGGGAGUUCCACGAUGACCCGGGGGGCCUGGCGCUGAAACACACACACAAGGGUCUCCUCUCCAUGGCCAACGGCGGCCCCAACACCAACGGCGGCCACUUCUCCCUCAUCAUGGGCCCGGCACACCACUUGGACGGCAGCUACACCAUAUUCGGGGAGAUCGUGUCGGGCAUCCAGGUGGCUGAGCGAGUGAACCAGCUGGCCAAGGGGCGGCCCAACAACGAGCUGCUGCAGUCCAAGGCGGCUCAGAUCGUGGAUGCGGGGCAGACCCGCCCCGGCAGCAUCGUGAGCAGCCCGGAGUUCAGGGCGGUGGUGGAGGCGGAGCAGCGCAGAGUGGCGUGGAGGAGCAAGCAGCCCCCGGGCGAGCUGCAGCGGCUGCGCAAGUUGUACGAGGACAGCGCCCUGCCGCUGGUGUACCUGGAUGUGGCCAUCAAGGGAGUGUACGCGGGCCGCAUCGAGAUGGUGUUGUUCGUGAAGGAGUCGCCGCUGGCUGCCGAGAACUUUAGGCUGCUGUGCACGGGCGAGGCGGGAGUGGCGCCCCCGGGGCAUGAGGGAGCGGGCAAACCCUACCACUUCAAGGGAAUCUACUUUUACCGCAUCAUCGAGGGCUUCAUCGACCAGGCGGGGCAGGUCACCGACUCGCCGCUGGGGGGGCUGUUUCGGGACGACAGCGAGGGACUGAAGCUGCAGCACACGCACAUGGGUCUCCUCUCCAUGGCUAACAUCGGGCCCAAUACCAACGGCGCGCACUUUUCCAUCAUCAUGGGCGCCCCCCGCCACCUGGACGGGCACUACACCAUAUUCGGGGAGAUCGUGGACGGGCACCACGUGGCCUACGAGAUCAACGCGCUGGCCCACGGGGAGCCCGGCAACGAACACUCGGGCAGCAAGGACGCGCAGAUUAUCGACAGCGGCGAGAUCCGCCGUGGCACGCACUGGCACUCGCCCGCCUUCCAGUCGGCUGUGGAGGAGGAGCGCAAGCGGAUCAAGGCGACCUGGCAGGCGCCCAAGUAAUGCUGUGGGGAUGACAUGUGAUAGAGGAUGGAUUGAUGGUGAUGCGGGUGAUGAUGAUGGAGAGGAGGAGGAAGAGGAGGAUCAGGAUUUAGGCAUGAUGUGGGGCCCCCAUGACGUGAAGGGCUUACUAAAGGAGUGAGUACAACACGUCUGCUUGUAUCAGAUUAAAGGAAUCGGGUCCCCUACGCGCGUGCGUGCGGGAAUGAAGCGCUGUGUAGGAGGGUAAAGAGGAAACGACUAACGAACCGUGUGAUAAGGCAUCAUUUAGUAUGGAGGGGGUUAGAUGCGUGUAGGCCUACCGAGCUGUACUGUUGCGUGCUGUCAUGCAUUGCAUUGCAGCGCGCCAGCCACGUGCGGCGUUCCUCCUCCCCACACUUUGGAAUUUCUUUUUCCCCCCACGCCAAGGGUACAUGUACAUGUGUGGACAUGCGGGAGCGGGCUGCAGGGACCCCCCCAGUGAUCCCACCAUGCUCGCUUUACCUUACUUGUUGGCCCGACGUUUGCUAACCGAUUAGGAAUUACACCACAUGAUUUGCUCUUCGUGUCUCCCCCCCACUGUAUUUCACUAUCAGGCCUAGCAGCAACUUUCCCUGCCCUUGCUGCAUGCAACCCAGGCUAGCUGCAGGUGCAGGGGACAAUGCUGCAAGAGACGUUCGUAAGAAUGGUUUAAAA